This is a messenger RNA of Neodiprion fabricii, 1297 nucleotides long. RefSeq names its product pro-resilin-like. NCBI's taxonomy places the organism in Eukaryota, Metazoa, Arthropoda, Insecta, Hymenoptera, Diprionidae. Bases 142 to 1116 code for a protein of 324 amino acids. Gene Ontology annotation, cellular component: extracellular matrix. The transcript has 3 exons. The record is from RefSeq and is a predicted model, not a curated record.
UUGCUCCUCCGGGCCGCACGCGUGCGUUACGCAACGUACUUGCAGGUUUUUGGCGGGGAUAUGGGCGCCGUUUUUUCGGUAUAAAAACCAUGCACUACCAAUGGUAGACAUUACACCAUCCUGUGUUCUCCAAAGGCAAACAUGAAGGUCUUUAUCCUCCUCUCGCUCUCCGCCGUCGCUCUGGCCAGUCUCGAGCCGGCUGGAUAUCGUCCUCCAGGAUCUGCUUCUCCAUCGGCCAGGUACCUGCCGGCCAGCCCCAUAUCGAACCAAUACCUUCCGGCCAGCCAUCACUCCUCCAGCUCUAUCUCGAACCAGUACCUUCCGGCCAGCCAUCACUCCUCCAGCUCUAUCUCGAACCAGUACCUUCCGGCAAGCCACCACUCCUCUAACUCCAUUUCGAACCAGUACCUUCCGGCAAGCCAACACUCCUCUAACUCCAUUUCGAGCCAGUACCUUCCGGCCAGCCGGUACUCGUCCGCACCUUCGAACCAGUACCUGCCUGCCAACAAGUGGAGCCAAGUGCCCGCUGUCGCUCCUUCGAACCAGUAUCUACCGGCCUCACCUUCGUCCUCGGCGCCAUGGGCCAGCUCUGCAUCCUCUCAGUCAGCACCUUGGGCCAAUUCAGCAUCCUCUUCGGCGUCCCGUUGGGCCGCCCCGUCGAGCCAGUACCUUCCGGCCGCUCAGAACAGCGUCCACAAGUCCUCGAUAAGCGUGCCUUCCAACGUCUACAUCCCAGCAAGCAGUCAUGGAUCGUCUUCCAGCUACUCGUCUCACAGUAACGCAGCUCCGUCGAGCCAUUACCUUCCGGCGAAUGCCGGGUACCGAUACGCCCAUCAGGAUGACGAAUCUGCGCCGGCUAAGUAUGAGUUCGAAUACGAAGUCAAGGAUGAACCCUCCGGCAAUGACUUCGGACAUCACGAGAGCCGCGACGGUGAUAACACUCAGGGAGUCUACACCGUCGUUCUUCCCGAUGGACGCAAGCAGAUCGUACACUACGAGGCUGACCAGGAGGGGUACAAGCCAAGGAUCUCGUACGAGGAACCCAAGCAGGGAUACAACGGCGGAUACAACCGUCAGGGUGGAUACGCUCACGGACACCCGCAGGGACCCUACUGAGGGAUUUGCCUCGGGAUUGGAUUAUGUGCCAGUAACAACGACGACCUAGCGAUCUAGAUCUUAAUAUUCGCGUGCUUAUUGCGUGCGCGUUUUUGUAAUCGUCAUUACCAUUCGCGCACGGUUUACUUCUCUAUUGUGUAAAUUAUUUUUUUAAUAAAAAAGAAUGAAUUCGAUUUGAUAA